AGGAAGGCUGAGCGAGCCGCUCCGGCGGGCAGAGGGACGCGGGAGCCCGCCGCAGCGCCUUGCGAGCUGGACGCCGCCUUAGUGGCGCGGGGGCAGCGGCAGGAGCGGGGCGGCGUCUUCGCCCUCGCCCAACUUUCCCCGUCGCUGAAGUGCGGCCCGGCCGGGCGAGGUGCGGGGAGGUUGGCGGGGAUCCCCGCCCCGCUCCGCCGGCAUCACAUGGUGCUGGAGGAGGGAGCGGGGAGCCGCCCCCCAGCUUUCGCUUCUCGUACAGUUUUCUUCCAGUCUCAGCGCUCAACUCCGGCGAGGCUGGAGCGCGGCGCCGGGCUGGGCAGGGCGGGAGCCGGGCGGACUCCACCACCUGCUCCCAGGGCGUCUCUCCGCAGCGGGGGCGGCGGGGAAGAGGCACAAGUGCGCGGCGCCUCCGCUGCCCCUCUCCUUCUGAUGCCCCUUCGCGACUGCACGCCAGCCCGGCGGCCGCGGCUCCGGGAGGAUGCGGAUCUUCCUCCUUGCUGCAACUUUCUGGGGAUUGUGCCUGGCUCCAGGUUUGGGUUUGCAAAUACAGUGCUACCAGUGUGAGGAGUUCCAGCUAAAUAACGACUGCUCUGCUCCAGAGUUCAUCGUGAAUUGUACAGUGAAUGUUCAAGAUAUGUGUCAGAAAGAAGUAAUGGAAAAAAGUUUUGGAAUCAUGUAUCGCAAAUCCUGCGCAUCUUCCGCGGCGUGUCUGAUAGCCUCUGCUGGGUACCAGUCCUUUUGUUCUCCAGGGAAGGUGAACUCUGUCUGUAUCAGCUGCUGCAACACGCCGCUCUGCAAUGGACCCCGGCCGAAGAAGAGGGGGAAUUCUGGUGCGGUGCUGAGGGCACACGUGAUAACCACAGUCCUGCUCCCUAAAUUGGCCCUGUUGUUUUUGUAUUGCUAAACUUCAAGCAAGUUUUUUGCCCUGACACAGUUUGUCUGUCCCCUCCUUUCUUCGAAGACACUGCAAUUAUUUUCUGUUUGUUUCCAAAUCCCUGUCAACAGCGAGGGAAGUUCAGUGGUUGUGGGGAGAGAGGGGCUGAUAUUUUUGGCAGCUAAUGAGUUCAAUUGGCAGAUUGAAUUUCCAGUGUGCACUUAAAAAUCCCAGCAGCAGGAUACAGAACUCCUGCUCUUUUUGCAUAACUGGAAACAAAUCCAUCUGUGUUACUCCUUUUACGAUGUAGUCAGUUCCUCGGUCAGUUUAAUUUCCAUGUUUUUAAGUUCAUUGCUAAUCGUUAACUUUGCCUUAUGAAGUCAUACUUGAUGUUCACAACGGCCGUUUUGUGCGUCUGGACUGGGCUCUGAGCUAGUCUCUAGCGGCACUACUUCCACGCUGGGCUCCGGUGGUUCACGACCGGGUUUCUGUGGACUGCAGUCAGGCUUGGUCUCAUUCUGAAAAGUGCUUAAGAAAACUUUGUUACUGUCCCUUGUAGAAGAAUUGCGCCUAGAUGAAAUGAAGAGCAGCGGGCGUAGAGACCGGCUGCUCCUCGCUCUGGAGCUCAGGUUGGCUCUGAGAAGCUUCUCCUUGUUGGCAUGUUGUAUCGUCAGGCGGCAGCGGAGGACCUGCAGAAACACGCUGCGGAACUGCUGAGAAGAGAUGUUGUACAGGAGGGGGUUCACCACCGAGCUGAGGUAGAAGAAGAUGUCGGCGAUGGGGAGAAGAGUGAUGUACGCUCUGAAGUAGGGGACAGUCCAGUCCUGCUUUGGUUUAGCAGCAGCCAUGAUCCUUCUGACCUGGUUUGGCAUCCAGCAUAUUGCCAGAGUUGCAACAAUCAGUCCUGCAAACAGAAAGAGGAAGAAAGAGGUGUGCAUACAUGGGGGAAAAAAAACAUCAAAUACUUAGUAUCAGUUCUGCACUUGUUAGGAAAUAGUACCGAUUUUUCAAUGUUUUGCUUGACAGCUUUUUCUGCCAGUAGCAUUUUUUUGUUUGUUGUUUUUAAUAACUGUUACAAGGUCACUGCAGCACAUGCUUUGACAAAAGACUGCAGAGUGCUUGGAUAGUGUUUCUUUGUACCUAUUGUCAUUUAUUAGUUUUCAAAGUGUUCUUUCAUUGAUAUCUGUAUCUUUGGAAAGAAUGCAUUUUUAUUUUGGUUUGUGUUCUUACAUUUCUUAUGUCUUUCCCUUUACUUUGAAAAGCAAACAAAAUAAAUAGAACCUAUAGCCAUAUUAGAUCAGGCAAUACCCAGAAGAGAUCAGAUUCUUGUUUGUACUUUACAAAAAGGAAAAUGUAUGCAUAAUAAUAUAUUUCGUGUUAUUUUUGGUAAAUUUCCUCUUACAGAAGAUAUUUUUAAGUAAAAUAUGUAUGGAUCUUUUUAUGGUAAUUAAGAUAUGUUGGGCUUUCUUAAAAAUCAAAUUCCAGUGGAAUGUUAAUUAUGAAUGUAAAUGAGAAAAACCCAGGCCUAGUCAUGAAAGUGUAAGCAGUUUCAGAUUAUAAAUUAUGCUUGAAAAUGUGGUAUCUGACCAUUUUGUAUUUAUAUGUAAAUAUAAAUACAUGUUGCUGCAUCACUAAUGGCAUUAAAAAGGGGGUGAUUUAAGUGUUGGGUGUCUGAAAAUUCUGCCUCUGUGGACCGGCGUUCACUAGGGCCGCAGCGGUGACUCCAUCUGCAGAACGGCGGCCCUGCCGGCACGCAGGGAGGACGCGAGCGGGCUCGGUGGCUGGGCAGGAGCCACACAGGAGAAGGACAUGCAAACCCUCAUCAGCAUUCCUGGCAUCGGGAGUGAAAUACCAGGAACGUGCCUUAGAGGAGCACUUAGAGGGAGCAGAGGCCGCAGGUUGGCUUCCCUGCUGCAGGAGCACAAAACAGCAGAGUGUCCUGUUGGUGCACAGUUUCCCUUCCAAGCAGGCUUUUGUGAUAUUGUUAAGCUCCUCCAACAUCUAGCCUCCCUUCCCUACAGAAGCACAGACACAUUUUAAUUCUUACCUGUCUAGACAUAAGUCAGAGUUCCCCCAUUGAACAGUCACUGUAGGAACGCAAUUCUGAAAUAGUGCACGCUGAUUUUUCAAGCCAGGAAAAUGAUACUUCACCAGUGGGAAGGCAUGAAUGUAACACGGAGGGGAGGCAGAAAAGAGAAGAAGGAUUUUUCAUAACUUUGAAACUGCCAGGGCUUGAACAGGGUAUGUUCAAGUUCUCUCUACCACCACCCCUAAGCAAAGAAAAGGUAUGAAAUGUCUGAUGGUUUAGUUGUUGUUGUUUUUUUCUUUUUUCUCCCAAAGAAGUUAAUUUUGUUAGUGAAAGCUAUAAUUACUUUAACAAAUUUAUGAACUCACUCAAUGAGCUACCAAAUAAAAGUUGUCUUUUUGAUCAUUUGCUUCUGUAAUCAAUGUCAUAGUCAGUUUGGUAGGAGGGGGAAGUAUCACAUCUUAAAUUUACAGCACUAGAUUAAGAGCCCUGGUCAGCCGUUCUUAGUAGGCAAGCAAUAAAUAUAUUUACCUUUGCCAUUUUCAGUUCUUUAAUGACUAUAAGUCUCCUCAGCCACAGCCUCUUUAUUCUCAUUCCCAUUCCUACACAAUCCCGUGCCCCUUUUCUUGGCUGCCCUACUCUUCCCCUGCCUCCUUGCCUCAUUUUUCAGUACCUGUUUUGGCUCUGUCAAAAGCUGAUCUGAAUUUUGUAGUAGUCCUGCCAAUUUUCUGGCCUUCGGUGCUUUUUUCUCUGCUGUCAGCAUAACAAACACAUGGAUAGCGGUCCUGGCACAGACCAACAGAAAAUAAGAAGCCCUGAGCAGUGACUUGGGACAGGCCUUAGAAAAAGGCAGCGAAAGGACCCCCACUGCUCCACUGUGGCUUCUCCUGUGCGACUGAAACGCAAAGCCUACAGACCCAGGUCAGCAGAAUUCUUGUUAAACUUUACCAGAUAAUCAUUUCCAAGGGAAAAGAAAAGAAGCUCUGGAGUGUAAUUUUUUUUUUCUUAGUUAGAAACGGGAUACUGCAUCAUGCUGAUUAAUAGUUUCCUAAAUUAUGAAUGCUGCUGGGAAAAACUGAGCAAACAGCGUGUGCGUUCAGUUUGAAAGCUCCAACGCAGUGCUCGGAGAUGUCUGAUUUUUUGCUUGUAUCUGAAUUAUUUGCCGUUGACCUUUCUUUUUAGUUCAAACUGCCAGAUGCUUAAGAUUUCCCCUUAGAUUCUUCAGACACACUUGUUCUGGGGAACUGAAUAUUUCGUUGUGUGUACAGCAAGUGAAAAAUGAGCUGCUUGCGCCCUUGCACGGUGCGGUGAGGUUAGUCUUUUGGGGAGUGGGAGGAGACAUCUGUAAAAUGUUAUUGUUUUCCAGGGAUGAGUAAUUGUUCAUUUUUACACUUGGAAAAAAUGCUUGUUGAUUCAAAGGAGAUGCACUAUGUAAAUAAACAGGCUGACAAAUUCA
Messenger RNA from Tyto alba (common barn owl), 4368 nucleotides. RefSeq names its product LY6/PLAUR domain containing 1 (gene LYPD1). The record is from RefSeq and is a predicted model, not a curated record. The transcript is spliced from 4 exons. Gene Ontology annotation, biological process: acetylcholine receptor signaling pathway. The coding region runs from base 491 to 916 and encodes 141 amino acids. Gene Ontology annotation, molecular function: acetylcholine receptor inhibitor activity. Lineage: Eukaryota; Metazoa; Chordata; Aves; Strigiformes; Tytonidae.